Molecule: messenger RNA, 1341 nt
Organism: Mucor velutinosus
Lineage: Eukaryota; Fungi; Mucoromycota; Mucoromycetes; Mucorales; Mucoraceae
Product: Non-essential glycogen phosphorylase
Exons: 2
Coding region: 1-1341 (446 amino acids)
Source: RefSeq, a predicted model, not a curated record
AUGAAUCAUGCUGAUGCAGCAUCAUACCCACCACAAGCAACCUUGGACUCAAACGUCGAUUACUUUGACCAUCUGCAACGUUAUUCUGCACUGUAUAGAAUUCUGUUGGCAACGCCUUAUUCCACCAAUGUGAUAUCCAAACAAUGGUACAGAAUUAAUUUAAAGUUGGUGAACGAACUGGAUCUGUCACUGACUGGACAACAAAAAAGCAAGUGCUGGUUGGAAGUGGGGUGUUAUUUACUAGUGGAAAAGAACAAAUCCAUCAUCCCUUGCAAAGAGUGCCUGAUACAGUGUCGACCACUACAGCAUGAUGCAUGGGAUACCACGACAGCGUCAGAUAUCGCUGGAUUCCAAAAUGACGCUGUGGGUGAUUUAGAAUUCAUGGUGUCGUUGCAAGAUGAAGGCUACGUCAGUUCGUCUACUGCUUCCAUCAAAGCCAAAUACUACAUUCAGAUAUACCCCAAACAGCAGCAACCCUCCUCCAUUAUGGCAUUUCCCUUGAUGAUUGGCCCUAUAUCCAUAGAAGAACAGACCAUGCAACUCGCAUCAUCACAACAGCCGCUCCUGAACGAUCAGUGGAAACAGCAAAACAUGUCCAAUACAAUAUACCAUGGCUACCGACUGCAGGACAGCUCGUUUCUCAUCAUUCAGGAGGACUGGAGUUUGGGGACACCAGGCAAAAUGUGGGACUCUGCGCUUGUUUUAUCUCAAAUGAUCGCAGACAGAAUCAAGCAUAAUCCAGGUUACUUUCAAAAGCGUGGUUUGGUGGAUCUGAGUGCAGGAACUGGAUGUCUUGGUCUGUUGAUAGCAGCAUUAUACAAAAACAUUUACAAAAACUAUCAACACUCAAUGCCACACAUCACCUUGACUGAUCUGCCAGAUGCCUUGAAUUUAAUAUAUCGGAACCGCGCCUACAACCACCUGGAAGGUUACACGAGUGUCAAAUCUCUGGAAUGGGGCAAUUACCAAGAUGUGCAAAAUUUGCUUCUAGAAGGUCCGUUGCAUACAGUGAUUGCAUCAGAUGUGCUGUAUAGACCCUCAACAUUUCACAGUCUGGUACAAACGCUGAGCUGGUUAAGUGAUGAGAACAAGAAUCAAAUAGAGAUCUACGUGGGUUAUAAGCGACGAGGAUUAGCAUUGUGCGAUGAACAAAAGUUUUUUGAUUUGUGUGCACAACGCUUCGAUAUCAUCACUGUAUCGGCUAUGCCUGCUAUUGGCACGGCCACCGCAAUUAGGCAAACAAAGAAGAGCUCUAUAGAGGGUUGGAUAAUGAAUGAAGAUGAACCCGAUGCCAUCUACAAAGACACAGGUGUCAAUAUUUACCAGUUGAUACGCAAAUGA